AUGCACCGAUACUUCAGGCAACUAGCGAAUCGGUAUCGGAUACCGUAUUCGAUACCGAUACUCCUCCGAUACACCCCCGAUACGUAUCCAAGGAGUAUCCAUGAAUAAACGAUUCAAAACAAUUCAGAUACUUGAAGGAUACUUUUUCAGUUCGUUUUGGAUACAGCCCAGCCCAUCUAAGAGACCACUCAGCCCAGUUAAGAGGCACACAGCAACCCUAGUACCCCAGUGCCCCCUUCCUUUCCCUCCCAGUUUUCUUUCCUCCCUCCCGACCUCACACCAGGCGGCGGCUGGUGGCUGCGUACCUAACAGCUACUCACCCAGGGCCGGCGGCAGUGGCGGCUAGCCGGCGGCAGUGGCGGCUAGCCGGCGACGAGCUGCUAGUCCUCACCAACGCCUCUUCCCCUUUUUCUUGCCCAGCCAAGCUCAUCCCCUCUUCUUUCUCCUCUAAUCUGUGAAGAUUUCAUUUUUCUCAUCUCCUCCAGAUGGCUCCUCCUGCUGAACCUCCUACUGUACCUAUAAAUCUAAGGGCACCAUUGUGGAGCAUGUUCAAAUCAUAGAGAAAUCACCUGAAGGGGGCAACACUAAAUGGAAAUGCGACUACUGUGGUCAUGAAUCUUUGAGUAGCUACUCUAGAGUUUCUGCUCAUUUGCUAAAGAAGACAGGGAACCAUGGAAUCCAUGCAUGUAAAAAGAUCGCGGUUGACAUUCUGAAUCCCUUUAUUUGAAAAAUUGAUAAAUAGUAAAAUGUAUCCGUAUUAGCACUUUUUCGAAAUGAUGAAUUUACGUAUCCGUAUCGAUGCAUUCGAGGUUCAUGGUCAUGGACACUUGGAGCAGCUGGUCGCCGGAAAGGCGCCGCUCCGCGGUUCGGUGGCCGUCGGAGCACGCGGUGCUCGCGAGAGUGACGGUGGGGGAUGCCAGUGCCUUCCACUGCGGCGUCUGCAGCCUCCCUCUGGAGCCGCCAAUCUUCCAGUGCGCUCUGGGGCUGGCGGUGUGCUCGGCGUGCCGCGGCCCAGGCUACCGCCGGUGCCGCGCCGUGGAGAACAUCCUGGACACCGUCCGCGUGUCGUGCCCCCACGCCGCUCACGGCUGCGGCGCCAUGCUGGCCUACUACGACCUGCACCAGCACCGAAUGACGUGCGCCAACGCGCCGUGCGCGCGCUGCCCUUUGGGCACAUGCUGUUUCGUCGGCCCAAUGGCAGAGCUCCUGGACCACUUCAUCACCCUGCACGAGCUGCCGCUGACCGCCGAGGACCGCGCCGGGAAGAGCUUCGGCAUCGACCUCCUUGACGGCUUCAACGUCGUCUCCACGACGGUCCGCGACGGCGCCGACCAGCACUUGCUCCUGCUAAACGUUGUGCGCCAGCCGUUUGGUCGCGGGAUCGCCGCGGUCUGCGUGCGGCCUCCGCCCGCUGCCACCGCGUCGUCGUCGUCGUCCUCGGCAGCGGCCGCGUCCAAGACGGUGGUACUCGAGCUCCGCUACUCGGUCAAUCGCCAUUACCAAGAAUCUGCAUUCGAUGUGCCUUUCGCGGAUCUCGCCGAUGGGUUCCUGGAAGACGACGAGUCGGCCCAGUUCAUCGUGCCCAAGUCUGUUCAUCCGGACGACCAGGCUACUAUGCUCCUCACGGCCUUCAUUUCCAUCAAAUAGAUCAGUCAUCAGCCGACUAUCUUAUCUUAUUCUUAUCUCAUCUAAUUUAUCGUGGAUGCUUGAUGAGUAGUAGUAUCAGUUAGUCCAUAGGCGCAUUUCCGCUUGAGCUAGCACCAUUAUAUUUCUUUUUCCAAAAAAAAAUGGAUACAUUUCCAUCAAAUAGACUGGUCAUCAAUCGACAUGUUAUCUUAUCUUGUCUGAUUUAUUAUGAAAACUUAAGGAGCAGUAUCAGUUACU
Triticum urartu is the source of this 1884-nucleotide messenger RNA. RefSeq names its product E3 ubiquitin-protein ligase SINA-like 10. Gene Ontology annotation, molecular function: zinc ion binding; ubiquitin protein ligase activity. Gene Ontology annotation, cellular component: cytoplasm. NCBI's taxonomy places the organism in Eukaryota, Viridiplantae, Streptophyta, Magnoliopsida, Poales, Poaceae. The record is from RefSeq and is a predicted model, not a curated record.